AUGGCCGUCAAAGACGUUCUCGACUUGCACAUAUGUGUCAUUGGAGCAGGCAUGGGUGGCCUAGCCACUGCCCUCGCUUUGGCCAAGCAAGGCUUCCGACAUAUCGAGGUGUAUGAAUACGCUUCCAAUCUCGGCUUCGUUGGCGCCGGUAUCCAGCUGGCGCCGAAUAUGGCGCGCAUUCUCGACCGACUGGGCGUGUGGAAGGAGAUUGAGCGGGAAGCAGUGGACCUCAAGGACACUAGCAUACGACAGGGCUCAACGGACGAGGAGUUAAGCCACGUCGACCUCGUCUACAUUCGUGAGAAAUACCACUAUCCCCACAUGGUCGGCCACCGUCACUCCCUAGCCAAUGGGUUGUACAACGGCUGCAAACGCGAAAAAGCGAUCAAGUUCAUCUUCUCAACCGGAGCAAGCGACGUGAAGUCCUACGGCCCUCGACCCUCCUUCACCGCCGUUCCGCGCGAUGGCCAACCAUACCCGGUCGAAUGCGACAUCCUCCUCGCAGCCGACGGCAUCAAGUCCACCAUCCGCGAUCAAAUGCUGCAAGCCAACAACAUCGACGCCAAGAUCGUCAACACCGGCACCGCGGCGUACAGAAUCAUGCUCACCCGCGAUCAAAUGAAGCACGACCCGGAACUCCUCGAGCUCAUCGACGGCGAAUGCGUGACGCGCUGGAUUGGGCCCAAACGCCACAUCAUCGCCUACCCCGUUUCCAACAACACGAUCUACAACCUCAGCACCGCCCAGCCGGAUGUCAACUUCGCCGACGCCCCGUCUGCCACAUACACGACAAAGGGCAGCAAGCCGGAGAUGAUGAAGGUCUACGAGGAUUUCUGCCCCAAGGUCAAACGCAUGCUCGAUUUGGUGCCGGAUGGCGAGGUGUGCGAGUGGAAGCUGCGAGUCCACGAGCCCCUGCAAUUCUGGGUGCACGAGCAGACGGCGUUGGUUGGUGAUGCGUGCCAUCCUACUCUGCCGCAUAUGGCGCAAGGAGCCGCACAGGCGAUUGAAGACGGCGGCGUGCUGGGUGUCGUACUGUCACGGCUGCCGGACGCGUCUCCCGGAUCAAUCAACAAGGCCUUACGAGUGUACCAGGAAGUUCGGAUGGACCGGGCAUAUCAGCUCGUCGAGCUGGCGGCGGAGAAUGGACGACAGAUGCAUCUGGGCGAGGGCGAGGCGAAGAAGGCUCGCGACAAGGAGUUUGCGGAGUUCCGACGGACCGGCAAAGGAGCGGUGCCGGACAAGUGGGCGGAUGCGGAUAUUCAAAGGCAGAUUUACGGCCAGGACGUGAUGAAGAUUGCGGAGGAGGAGUUUGAAAGGCUCUUCACCUCGCUGUAG
This is a messenger RNA of Neohortaea acidophila, 1335 nucleotides long. RefSeq lists its product as uncharacterized. Bases 1 to 1335 code for a protein of 444 amino acids. NCBI's taxonomy places the organism in Eukaryota, Fungi, Ascomycota, Dothideomycetes, Mycosphaerellales, Teratosphaeriaceae. Gene Ontology annotation, biological process: secondary metabolite biosynthetic process. The record is from RefSeq and is a predicted model, not a curated record. The transcript is spliced from 3 exons. Gene Ontology annotation, molecular function: FAD binding; monooxygenase activity.